GUGUGUGUGUAGAGAAGGAGCGAGGAGUCACGUACGCUUGUGUUCAGUACGCUCAGUUCUAAAGCAGGGACGUGUCCACGCCUUUCGCUGGUAGAAGCAUUCCCUUCACAUCAGACACGUUAAAACCUAACCCAUAUAAAUCGAGCAACAUCAACAGCCUUUAGGCAAACGGGAUAUUUGCUGUAAAAGAAACGCCAGCUUGCCAGGCUAAAACUUGGGCUGCUGUGUUUGUAUUUCCAAAUCGUGUCUAGCCAGCGAGCAAAGUUUACCGGAGCUGCAGAAGUGUACUCCUUCACAGGUGACACUGGAGUGAAAUAGGAAGAAGCCAGCAGGAGCUGAUUAGAAGUCAUCAGCAGAGAAGUCCAGUUUGAAAGAUGGGUGAGGAGGGACCUCCCAGCCUGGAGUACAUUCAGGCCAAGGACCUGUUCCCUCACAAGGAGCUGGUGAAGGAAGAGGAGAGCCUGCAGGUCCCGUUCCCAGUACUCCAGGGGGAGGGGGUUGAAUAUCUCGGCCGUGCCGACGAUGCCAUCAUUGCGAUAUCCAAUUACAGGAUUCACAUUAAGUUCAAAGACUCAGUCAUCAAUACCCUUCCGCGGGGGGUGGACAGUGAGAUAUCAGUGCCUCUGAGGCUGAUUGAUUAUGUGGAGUGCCGGGAUAUGUUCCAGCUCCACAUCAUCUGCAAAGACUCCAAAGUGGUCAGGUGCCAUUUCUCCACCUUUAAACAGGGCCAGGAGUGGCUGAAGAGGCUGAACAGGGCCAUUGCUCACCCGGCCCGAUUGGAGGAGCUGUUUACCUUUGCCUAUCACGCCUGGUGCCUGGGAGCCUGUGCCGACGAGGAGGAUCACCACGUACACCUGUGCCGUCCCGGAGAUCACGUGCGUCACAGGUUUGAGAUGGAGUUGGUGAGAAUGGGCUUUGAUUUACAGAACGCCUGGAGAGUGUCUGAUAUCAACAGCAACUACAAGCUCUGUUCCAGUUACCCCCAAAAGCUAAUGGUUCCUGUCUGGAUCACAGACAAAGAGCUGGAGCACGUUGCCUCCUUCAGGUCAUGGAAGAGAAUUCCAGUUGUGGUGUACAGACACCAGCGGAACGGCUCUGUGAUUGCACGCUGCAGCCAGCCAGAGAUCAGCUGGUGGGGCUGGCGGAACACUGAUGACGAGUAUUUGGUGACGUCCAUCGCCAAGGCCUGCGCGCUCGACCCUGGGGUGAAAACACGGGGCGCCAUGAACCCUCGGAGCAGGAGCGAGGGGGGCGACGCCUCCGACAGUGACUUUGAUUCCUCCCUGACAGUCUGCCCCAGCCCAGAGGCCGCCGGGGCCCCUCAGAAGCUGCUGAUCCUGGACGCCCGCUCCUACGCUGCGGCCGUCGCCAACAGAGCCAAGGGGGGGGGCUGUGAGUGUGAAGAGUACUACCCCAACUGUGAAGUGAUGUUCAUGGGAAUGGCAAACAUCCACUCCAUUCGGAACAGUUUCCAGUCUCUCCGGGCUGUGUGUGGCCAGAUCCCAGACCCCGGAAACUGGCUGUCUGCUCUGGAGAGCACGAAAUGGCUGCAGCACUUGUCUGUGAUGCUGAAGGCUGCCACGCUGGUCUCCUCUGCAGUGGAGAGGGAGGGCCGACCCGUGCUGGUGCACUGCUCAGACGGCUGGGACCGGACCCCACAGAUCGUAGCGCUCGCCAAGAUCCUACUGGACCCUUACUACAGGACCAUAGAGGGGUUUCAGGUCCUGGUGGAGACAGAGUGGCUGGACUUUGGCCACAAGUUUGGGGAUCGCUGUGGACACCAGGAGAACUCUGACGAUCUGAGCGAGCAGUGCCCAGUGUUCCUGCAGUGGCUGGACUGCAUCCACCAGCUCCUCAAGCAGUUCCCCUGCCUGUUUGAGUUUAACGAGGCUUUUCUGGUGAAGUUGGUCCAGCACACCUACUCCUGCCUUUACGGGACUUUCCUGUGUAACAACGCCGGCGAGAGAGAAGCCCGUAACAUCUACAAGCGAGCCUGCUCCGUGUGGUCCCUACUGCGCACAGGGAACAAGAACUUCCAGAACUUCCUCUACAUGGCCAGCCACGACAUGGUGCUCCAGCCGGUGUGUCAUGUGAGGGCCCUCCAGCUGUGGACAGCAGUGUAUCUGCCCACGUCCUCUCCCUGCACUGCUGCAGAGGACAGCAUGCACAUGUACCUGUGUCCUGCCACACAGCCUGAGGAGCUGACCUCCAGAUCUCUGGACAGGCUUCCCAAAACAAGAUCAAUGGACAACCUCGUCUCUGCUUGCGACAGCGGGGCGCCUCUGACUCGCACCUCCAGUGACCCCAAUCUGAACAAGCACUGCCAAGAGGGGCGGCCCACGCUGGAACACAAGCCUGGGGCAGCAGGGGGGGCCAGUGAGACGUCUGAGAGCACACCGCUGACCAACGGGGAGCACAGCGAGUCUGAAAAAGGGGAGAGGGAGGGCGAGACACAGCCCCCCGACAAGAAGCAGCUCAACGACGAGAACUUCAACUCUGUCAAGGAGUACGGUCUGAAUCCACAGCCUGUACAGAACCCACACAACGCUCUGCAAGGACACAGAGUUUCAAACGCAGAGAACGCACAGCCAAACCUAUCAGAGAAUCCGCCUCUGAAAACACCGGAGGCACCCAACGGCACCCAGCCGUGCCCAGCUGAGAUACAGGAGACCGAUUACCGGGCUUCAGAAAACCCCCAGCCCCCCUCCACAGACACAUGUCUACAGGUAGCGGAAAAUGGGUUAACCCUGGAAUGUGACGAGCAGCGCCUUCUGCUGACGGCAGUGGAACUGCUUCAAUUAAAAAACACAUCCCUGGAACUGGACUGCUCGACCGAGACGCUGACAGAACACAGUGCUGCCCCGGCAGCCGAACGCACCAAGAGAGCGCAGCCUCUGAAAAGCAACGGCCUGGUCCCGAGCUGCGAGAGCAACGUGGCUGAGCUUUCACGGUUCAGCAGAGCGCAGCCUGACUGUGCUAGGACUGCGAGGAAAUUUAUUUCCCAGAGCCAGUUCAGCGAGUUUUCUUUACUGGGAUCUAACUGGGAAAGCAGCAUGCAGGGCUUGGUCAAAUCGGCAUGCAACGGGGAAGCGGGUCUCCGCAGGGCGCCCAGCUACCAGAACCGAAGGCUGGCUGGUAAACUCCUGCGAGCGGCCAGCAACAGAGAAAGCCUGCGGCCGCCCAGCAAGGCAGCGUGGUGCUCGACGGGCUCCGCGGGGAGGAGCUCCGGGUAUUUUGCACUGGCAGCUCCCAGCAGGCAAGUUUCUGUCAGCACCUCGUCCUCCUGCUCCCCCCCUGCCUACCUGGACGAUGACGGGCUGGCUGUGCCGGUUGACGCGGUGCAGCAGAGGCUGCGGCAGAUCGAGGCUGGAUACAAGCAGGAGGUGGAGCUGCUGAGACGGCAGGUCAGAGAGCUGCAGAUGAGGCUGGAGAGCAGGCAGUGCUGCGCGCCCCCCACCGAGCCGGACGAGGACUACCAGGAUGACUUUACAUGUCUGCGAGAGUCUGAUGACAGCGAUGGGGAGGACUCUCUCUCGGUUCACAGUGAUGACCGGCUGUCUGAGGCCAGCUGGGAGCCUGUUGACCGGAAGGACACAGAGGUCAGCUUCCCUGAUUGCCUAUUACAGGUAACGCGCUGGGUCCCUGAUCACAUGGCAUCUCAUUGCUUCAGCUGCGACUCUGAGUUCUGGUUAGCCAAACGCCGCCACCACUGCAGGAACUGUGGGAAUGUGUUCUGCGGGGGCUGCUGCUACCUAAAACAGCCCAUCCCAGACCAGCAGCUGUAUGACCCCGUGCUGGUGUGCAACUCCUGCUAUGAUCACAUCCAGGUCUGCAGAGCCCGCGAGAUCAUGAGCCAGCAGCUGAAGAAGCCGAUCACUGCGGCCUCCAGCUGAACAGAGAAUCCAUUGAAUCGGGUUGGAUCUGUUGACCUGCCAGUUUACCGGAUGAGCCGAGCGCCUCCAAGCUUUGACACACACCAAGGGGGGGUUUGUGCAGCUGAUGAUUGAUGAUGAUGAUGAUGAUGAUGAUGAUGAGGAUGAUGAUUCCUGUCUGGAGCCAAAGCUGGCUAUGCAACUGAUCUAUUAUAAUCGGUGGGGAUUUUAUCCUGAGCCAACGCUCUGCAGGAUCCCCUGGCGACCGUCUUUAGCCGAAAGAUGGAUCCAGCAUCCAGCAAAAUACAGGGAGUGUUUUUGCGUGAAUUGUACUGGCUGGAAUAACUUCAACUUCAUUCCGGCCCUUCAUCUCAACCUAUGCACCCAGAUUAGUGCGUCUUACAACACUAGACAUUUGGAGGACAAUUUAUUUUGUCUGCUGGAGGAGUGUUGCAAUCCAAGGCUUGUUCGGUAUAUCAGAGGCUUAAUAUUUAAAUGCUGCUACAGUAUGUGAACUUUUUUUGUGCACUAGAAGCUGUUGUAAAAAGGGGCGGGGGGAGCUGAGGCCAAACUACUUUAAGCAAAAGGGAGCAAAAUCUAUCAUUAGUGCUGUUGUAUUAUCUUGUGGGCCUGCUAGAGCCGGAAUGUAAUGUUGAAACAAACAAAUCUGUGUGUGUAUAUUGGUUGUAUAUUGAUGGGAUUUUUUAAAUCCAGCAAUGCUUAUUUUUUUUUGUAAAGCUAGAGGCCCUUAAUAGCACCAUUUGUGUGGGAGACUGCAGAAUGGAAGAUACUGACACUGACAAGGACUAGUUAUUGAAAAACAAAAGGCUGUCAAGCUGAUAUUUAAUGUCCAGGUGUAGUGAGGCAGGGAUAGAGGAAAUACACUUAAUUUGUAAUUUCUGAUUUCCAAAUUGAGAAUUCAAAAUCCAAAUGGCUUUGUGGGUCCCAGUUUUCAUAAUAGUAGAAAGUAUUACAAACAAUUGAAGUCACCAAUGGCACAGAGCCGUCACUCUUGAAAAGGGGUGUUACCAAAAAGUGGGACUUGCCAAGUCCUUUGCAUGGAUGGCUUGUGAAUCACUUCUUUAGAACAGAGUAGUGCCUCGUUGUCUGAUGCAUUUUUUUCCUUCUCAAACUAACAUUACGCGAAGGCUACCGUAGGCCCUGAAGAAAAUACUGUUAAAGGUCUGUGUUGUUUUUUUGGGGGUAUCCACAGUAAACUGUACCAUGGGAAGGUUGUUACUGAAGUAAUAGUGCCAUUCUGUGUUUUGUUUACCUUUUAUCAUGUUAUUUGUUUUCAUUGGAUGAAAGCCAGGUAACUAAUGGGAAAGUGCUUGCUGUUGAAAGGUACUUUUUUUAGCUCUCUGCUCAACAAGGAUGAGUUGUGUUGUGUACCUCACCUGAGAAAAAAUGCGAUUUUAAAAAGAAAAUCAAGCAAACUGGAAAGAACUUGACUGGCCCUUUUGUGGUUGUCAUCUGCCUAAUAAUGUUGGGUCCUGCUUUCAGUCGUGCUGGUGAAGGCAAAAAAAAAAGCCUGAAAUGUAAUAUAUAGAUUCUGUAGUUAUCAAAUCUGUGCAAGUGGCUGAACCCGUCACCUAGUCUGUUAAUUGUUGUAAAGAAAUGCACUGUACAAGUUGAAUUCCAUGGGUUCAUUAAAACAAAAAGAUAUAUAUCAGGACUUUUGGUCUCCUCUGUGGUUUUCCUUGUUGCUUGAUUAUUGUUGUGCCUGCAUGACUUCACACAAUCCUGCUUUACUCCCACAAGGGAGAACGCAGCUUUUAGAACUGAUGCAGGGCAGAUGCUGUGCCACAUUCCUGCAAGAUCCCUUUCACUUUGCACAGCAGAAUUUGGAUCAAUUAAAACUGCAAUAUCAGCAGCAUGGUUUGCUGAAAUGACAAUUACACCUACAAUGAUAUUUUAUUCAAUUACAAUUAGUUACAAUAAUGCUGCAGUAAUUAUAAUUACAAGGAUACUAAAUAACAAACAACUACACAUAUUAAUGUUUAUUUAUUCUAAAUAAUCGCUCAAUGUGAAACACAACAUGGAACUAGAAAUGACUCCGCUUGAAAAGGUGUGUGCUUAAUGAUAUGGUGCUCAUAAUUAGCAGUUCAUAUUUGAAGUCGAGUGUAAUUCAUUUGGAUUGUUGGUCUCUGAUCAAGGUAUAGUUAUUCCUUUGUUUGCAAAAUGCAAUUAGAUUUGAUUUUCUUAAGCUGCUUCUAAUACCAAGCUAAAAAUGUGGCUCAUACCUUGAUUCCAUGUUUUUUUUUUGUUCCUGGAGAGAAGUUAAUGAAAUUGUAUUGAAAGGAAUGUUGUUAAAAUACCUCUGAGGUACUUUGUCUUCAGUUUUAAGAGUAAGCAAAAAUGCUCCUGUAACCUUAAUGUUUAUGGCUUUCCACAGCCCUGUUCUAUUAAGCUUCAAAGCUGCUGCCCGUUCCCUGCUGGUGUUUUAUAUGAACUUCAUUUUUGUUCCAGUCCACGGUUCCUGUUCUGCUGACCACCGAUGAAAAGAAGUAUUUUCCACUUGUAGGUGCCAAAUGUGUGUUUUGAAUAACCAGGCAGUACUGUGUGUGUGUGUGUGUGUGUGUGUGUGUGUGUGUAAAUCAGUGCUGGCUGAAAUGUAGCACCCAAGACAAGUGUCUGGAGUACAUUCUGGUUUGUUUUAGAAUUGCAGUUUAUGACAUCUUCCACUAGAAGGUAACAAGCAUUGCUGCUCUUUCUGUUUCUGCAUAUGUUUUACUGUUUUAGCCUAUAAAGGAUAACCAUGAUCAUUGUGGUGUUGUGCUGCUUUUUUUUAUUUAUAUGAAAAAAUUGGUAAGUUUUAGAAAUGUACUUUUCUGCAUUUAGUUCUUGCACUACUUGAUAGAGGAUGCAUGUGUGUGUGUGUUCCUCCCCUUCCCCUGUCCCAUGUGACACUUUUCCUCCAGAAUAAGCAGACAUCACUUUUUAUUUGGAAUAAAAUCUUAGACACUGCACACAUCACGGACAGGAACCACAUAGGAUGCCUGCCCAACAGCAACGGAAAAGCAAAGUGCAUCUGGCCACUCUCAUACAGUCUGUACCCAAUUGAGUGCUCAUACAGAGCAAAGAGGAUGUUCUGUUUACAUUCUAGGGCACGUGUGUGACAUGCCACAAAAAGCAAAGACCAAAAGCCUCCUCACCACAUGCCUUGCAGCUAUGGGGAAGCACCUUGGUUGAAUUCUGAAUGCCUGGUCCUCUGCAGAAUGUGGAGGUCUUAUAUGAGAGAUACCUGUUGGAGCUGUACAUUAAAA
Acipenser ruthenus (sterlet) is the source of this 7138-nucleotide messenger RNA. RefSeq names its product myotubularin-related protein 4-like. Gene Ontology annotation, molecular function: metal ion binding; protein phosphatase binding; phosphatidylinositol-3,5-bisphosphate 3-phosphatase activity. Bases 375 to 3893 code for a protein of 1172 amino acids. Gene Ontology annotation, biological process: dephosphorylation; regulation of autophagy. The transcript has 20 exons. The record is from RefSeq and is a predicted model, not a curated record. Lineage: Eukaryota; Metazoa; Chordata; Actinopteri; Acipenseriformes; Acipenseridae.